Penicillium olsonii is the source of this 1902-nucleotide messenger RNA. The record is from the annotation of a GenBank genome assembly. NCBI's taxonomy places the organism in Eukaryota, Fungi, Ascomycota, Eurotiomycetes, Eurotiales, Aspergillaceae.
AUGGAGUCCCAAACAAGUCUUUCGCCGAUGACACCUGUCCCACCAUUCCAAGCGUCGCCCUCGGGGACCCGCAAGCGCUCGAUCCAUGAGGUUGAUAGUGAUAACUUACCACCGCCAAAUGGGAAGUCGUUGGGAACGGAAAAUACCGGUGAAAACCAAGAGAACCGCGAUCCUUCUCUUCCCCCGCCUGUGGAUGAUGUGGGCUCCACAUCUCUCUCUUCGAAGCCUACGAUGACACCCCGUCACUCGGUUGAAGUUGUGGUGAGAAGCUCUCCAAGGCUCUGGGAGAAUCACAAGAAUGGUGAUGGCGAACUAACCUCUCCGUCAAUUAAGGCUUCAAACCCUGAACCUGAUACUCCGGCCUCGAAGAAGCGCAAAGUCGCAUCGGGCAGCAGAGAUGCCAAGCAACAAGAAAAGGAGGCCAAAGAGCGCCAGAGGGCAGAGGAGAAGACAAGAAAGGAAGAGGAGAGAUUGAAGAAAGAAGAGGAGAAGGCAAAGCGCGAGGAAGAGAAGCGCUUGAAGGCGGAAGAAAAGGCAGAGGAGAAGAAGAAGCGUGAAAUGGAACGCGAAGAAGAAAAGCGGAAGAAGGAAGCCCAGCGAGACGAGAAGAAGAAAGCAAAGGAAGACGAGAAGGCCGCCAAAGAAGAGGAGAAGCGCAAGAAGGACGAGGAGAAGGAAAAGAAGUCUCGCUCGCAAACCAAGCUCAAUUUCUUCACCAAGCCCACCUUUCCUUCCGCUUCUGAUGCACAAGCGGCCGCGGUACCUUCCUCCCCUAUAAAGUCAUCUAUAGUGGAGGCCCCGAAGACUUCCCCCGGUGGCUCCAAGUCGGAUUACGAGCGAGAGUUCCCCCCCUUCUUCCUCAAGUCACAUACUCUUGUGGCACCUGCCCAUCGCUUUGAGCGUGAUCCUCAAGCACUCGCACACGUUCGUCAAAUCAUCGAUUCAUCAAUGAGUAAAGACCCCGCAGACGAGGUUCUCCCAUUCCGGCCAUCGGAGCUGUUCCAAUUUAUUCCCUUCCACCGUUCGCGGGGCGAGUCAACACCGAUGGUCAGGGACAUCGUCGCGCAACUACAAAAAACCGUGGAUCCCGUGCAGCCAAGUGAGGAUCUGAGCACCGAUCCAACUUCGCGGCCCCAGGACUUGUUGCGCAAAGUGAAAAUGAAGUCCUUGAAAUUCGGUGAAGAUAUCCGCCCUCCCUACCAAGGAACGUUUUCCCGUCAUGUGUCCGCGUCAACUGCGAAGAAGAUUUCACGAAACCCCUACAGCCGGGCGUUGCCAGAAACCAAUUAUGACUAUGACUCCGAAGCGGAAUGGGAAGAGCCCGAGGAGGGCGAGGAGCUGGACUCUGAAGAGGAAGACGAGGGCAGUGACGACGGCGAAGAUGAUCUGGAUGGCUUCUUAGAUGACGAGGAUGACGCUCUUGCCGGGAGCAAACGGCGCCCCAUUGUUGGUGACCUCGAGCCUGUCACGACUGGCAUCCGCUGGGCUGCCGACGGAGUGGCCCCCGAAACCCAAAUCUACCAGAUCCAAACCAUUUCCGAUACGGUCCAGUUCCCUAUUGAUCCUUUUUCCACCGCCUACUGGGAGAAGCCCAAGUCGUCCGAUCAGCUCUCGAAACCACGAGGUCCGCCGGGCUCCGUGUUUAUUAUCCCUGCCCUGCCUGGCGCGCCCCCCGGCUCCGGUCCUCUACUCCCCUACAAAGCCAAGCGACCAUUCCCACCGGAGCAACUGUCGGAGUUUAAAGAAGCGGUGGAGGGUAGUGAUCUCAGCAAGAUCGGGUUGGUGGAGAUCUUGAAGAAACGAUUCCCCAAGGUGUCGAAGGAAACCCUCAAAGCGACACUUGAUCAAGUUGCUGUUCGUGUAGGCCAGAAGGAAGUUGAUAAGAAAUGGGUCUGUCGGUGA